This is a messenger RNA of Solenopsis invicta (red fire ant), 1649 nucleotides long. It is a transcript of the gene La, whose product is annotated as la protein homolog. Lineage: Eukaryota; Metazoa; Arthropoda; Insecta; Hymenoptera; Formicidae. Gene Ontology annotation, molecular function: RNA binding. The transcript has 7 exons. Gene Ontology annotation, biological process: RNA processing; positive regulation of translation. The coding region runs from base 207 to 1526 and encodes 439 amino acids. Gene Ontology annotation, cellular component: cytosol; ribonucleoprotein complex; cytoplasmic stress granule. The record is from RefSeq and is a predicted model, not a curated record.
UUCCCAUUAUUUCUCAUAAGCAUACCUUUCUUGUUGAGUUUAGUUAGCAUCAUUUCCGUUUUCAGCUUAAAAGAAGACACGUGUGGAAUCGGUCAAGAUCGGUGGUGAUUCUCUUCGUUUUCUGAAUUUAAAUAAUAAAGCUUUAUUCUUAAUCAUUGUUUAAAAAAAGUUGUGUUGCUUCGUUUCAAUAUUGACGCUAGAAUAACAUGGAAAACAAGCAAGAAGAGAAAAACAUCAGCGAUAAUCACUCAAAUGGUGAGGCUACCAGCGAAACUGCCGGUGAGUCUACUGCUGAGGCUGUCGGCCAAACUGCCGGCGAAACCGUCGCCGAGGAUGCCGUCGAAGUUAACAACGAUGCACCAACUGUAGAACAACAAACAGUAGAACAACAAUCAGAAGAAACGAAGAAAACAAAUGGAGAAAAAGCGACAGAAGAAGAACCGUCCGAAGCUCUUUUAGCAAAGAUUAAGGCACAAGUAGAGUACUACUUCAGCAAUGCAAAUAUGCAGAGGGAUAAAUUUCUCAUUGAACAAACAAAACUGGACGAAGGCUGGAUUCCAAUGUCUAUCAUGUUAAAUUUUAAAAUGUUAGCCGCUCUUAGCAAGAAUGCCAACGUCAUUCUGAAGGCUUUGGAAACCAGUGAUCUUAUUGAGAUAUCUGAAGAUAAGAAAAAGAUUCGUCGCUCGCCAAAGCAUCCUCUUCCAGAGUAUAAUGAAGAAUAUAGAAAAGCUCAGGAAGCUCGAACAGUGUAUGUUAAAGGAUUUCCAAUGACAGGCACAACUAUUGAGGAACUUAAAGCUUUUUUCGAGCCGUACAAACCAUUUGAAACAAUAAUGAUGCGAAGAUAUCAAGAUAAAAACAAAGUUUAUCAAUUCAAAGGAUCUAUUUUCAUACAAUUUGAGACUGUUGAUGGCGCAAAAGCAUUAAUGAGUGUAGAAUCUUUAAAACACCAAGAUACUGAAUUAAUAAGGAAAUGGGCUGCGGAUUAUAAUGCAGAAAAAGCACUGGAAAGGGAGGAACGUAGGAAAAAGAAAGAUAAAAAGAAAUCAACUGCAGAGGAAAAGCAGCUUGAGGAAGAGGAAGUACAAGAAAUACCUCCAGAAGAUAAUAAAUUGCCAAAAGGUUCAGUUAUUUACUUUUCUGGUGUUUCCAGGACAUGUACAAGAGAAGAUAUUAAAGAAAGUUUAAGUAAAUUUGAUGCUGAAAUUGCAUAUAUUGAUUUCCAAAGAGGGCAGACGGAAGGUUGGGUACGUUUGCAGGGAGAAAAUGCUGCUAAACCUGUGUUAGAAAAGACAAAUGAGGGCAAGGUGGUAAUUGAAAACACUGAAGUUACCUGCAAAAUCCUUGAAGGUGAGGAAGAAAGGAAGUAUCUCGCUAAAGCGAUGGAAGAUAUGAUAGCUUCCAAGAAUAAAUAUUACAAAUCCAAGCGGAGCGCUAAGAAAGGACGUGGGGCACGGGGGGCGAAAAAGAGAGCCCUUAGUCCCUCGAAAGAUGCAACUCCAGCUAAGAAGAAAGCUGUCGAGUAAAAUCGAUUCAUCUUAAAACUUUUAAAGUUACAUAGUGUAUAUUACACUGUAUAUUUUCAAUGUAUUGACAAAUUAUACAUAGAAAAAGUCACUAAAUUAUGCUCAGCAUAAUUUAUUAUAUUA